Tribolium madens (black flour beetle) is the source of this 1293-nucleotide messenger RNA. It is a transcript of the gene Fs, whose product is annotated as follistatin. The transcript is spliced from 6 exons. Gene Ontology annotation, biological process: anatomical structure development. The record is from RefSeq and is a predicted model, not a curated record. Bases 326 to 1276 code for a protein of 316 amino acids. Lineage: Eukaryota; Metazoa; Arthropoda; Insecta; Coleoptera; Tenebrionidae. Gene Ontology annotation, molecular function: calcium ion binding; extracellular matrix binding; collagen binding.
GGUCGCCAGCAGGCGGCCUGUGGCAGCGCUGCUGCUGCUGCUGCUGCUUCACUUAGACAUUCCCCGCCGGGAGUUUUUUUGGAUCGCAAAGGCUGCGGUCGUACUACACUACCUCAGUCGACUGGUGGCUGCCUUGGCUACUUGCAACGCGCUCGCAGAAAUCCUGCAAGUCCUGCUGAGAAUCGCCGAAAGUGAUGUAACACACCAACUCGAUGAUGUCUCAACCACACACGAAACAUAUAGCCCCCUUGUAUGGUGUCUAGCAUGUAAGUGUUGGCCGACGAGGGCCUGGGCCCAGCCCGUGUCCAGAGAAGCGUCCAUCGCAAUGAAUGCUGCACUCAUCGGAAAAUUUCAGUUGCUACUCAUAUUCCAUCUUUUCUUAAAAUUCCACUUCACUAUCGCAGGAACUUGCUGGUUAGCCAUGCUCCGUAACGGCCGUUGCACCGAAAUCCUCUACGAGAAGAGCACAAAAGAGCAAUGUUGCGGAAACCGCCUCAUGCAGACGGCCUACACCCCCGAAGACCUCGACCCGGGGGCCUUCUUCUUCUGGAGGGUGUUGGGCGACGGUGUGCGAUGCUACCCCUGUCAAGUUUCCUGCAAGGAUGUCGAUUGCGGAGGCGAUAAAACCUGCACGAUACGGAAAGGACGUGCGAAAUGCGUCUGUUCCUCCAAAUGCAAGGAGGGGAAAGUCCGGGCGAAAAGGGGACCGAUUUGUGGCACCGACGGCCGGAGUUACCGGAAUAUUUGCCGACUCCGGAAACGCGCCUGUCGACGCAAGUCGCAUUCGUUGGCGAUCGCCUACAGCGGAACCUGUCAAACCUCCUGUGAUAAAAUCAAAUGCCCGUCGGGCAUGCACUGCCUCCUGGACCAGAACCUGCACCCCCAUUGCGUCAACUGUUCGAAGCGUUGCUCCGACAGCCCCCGUCGUCGCGAGGUGUGCGGUUCCGACGGCAUGACGUACCCCAGUGCAUGCCACCUCCGUGAGAAGACAUGCCGUCGCGGCAAGGCCAUCCCCAUCGCCUACAAGGGCCCCUGUCGAGAAGGGGCGACGUGCGGCGACGUCCGUUGCCAAGACCGGCAGUCGUGUCUGACGGAUCCGUCAACGGGGAUGCCCCGCUGUGUGAGCUGCACGUCGACGUGUCGACCGAGACACAUGCACGGCCCCAUCUGUGGUACCAACAACAGUACCUACCACUCGUGGUGCGAUAUGAUGGUCGAUUCUUGCACCAAGGGGGUUGUUAUUGAUACGAAGCAUCCGGGACGGUGCGAGGGAUGAUAGGGGGGUGGGGGUUG